This is a messenger RNA of Oryzias melastigma (Indian medaka), 4915 nucleotides long. It is a transcript of the gene fam110b, whose product is annotated as family with sequence similarity 110 member B. NCBI's taxonomy places the organism in Eukaryota, Metazoa, Chordata, Actinopteri, Beloniformes, Adrianichthyidae. The transcript is spliced from 6 exons. The record is from RefSeq and is a predicted model, not a curated record. Bases 1921 to 3363 code for a protein of 480 amino acids.
GUUUGCGGCCAAAUAAAACAUAGAUGCCCUACAUUAUGGUCUUCAUUUGAUGUUUUGUAGAGACCGCUCUGUCAUCAUUACUUACCACAUAAUAAUAAUAAUAAUAAUAAAUCAUUAGCUCCAGUAUCACAAAUACACUGCUUAGCAUAGUAACAUUUGGAAUAUUCUUCUAUCUCAGACCCAAAGUACUGAACUAGCUUUUGCUAGUACUAGCGAAGGGAGAAGGGCUAGGCAGAAUACCAUUAUUCAAUUGAAUAACUUUUUUUUUUUUUUUAUCAGUUCCCCCUUUAGAAAGUACCAAUUAAUUUCAGUAUUUCCAGACAGUUUGAUGUUGGAUGUUGUUCUAGUUAAUCUUUGUUUGAUAAUCCUUUUUUCAUUAAAAAAUAAUAAUAACAACAAUAAUAAAUAACAAAUUCUAAUACAAGUAGGUCUCAAUUCUAUCAAGAAGCUUCAGAAGCUACAAAUGAUUUUAAAUCAUAAUCUGCUGAAAUAAAAACUAAUCCAACUAUCUAUUACGAGCAUCAUCAAAGGCCAGCAGUUACAGUCAGUGAGCACAAAGACAGGCGUGUCCUGGCCCUUUAAGGGAAGGACCGUUCCAUUUUCAGGCGCGGGGGGAGGCAGGCUGGACAGCGCUUUAAUGCAGCUCCGUUCACGACACCGACGUGGAUGUUCACACUGGAUCUACGUAGAUAGCGCAGGUAAAGAGCGGCUGACACCUGCGGGGAGUUUCAAACCAAUAUUUAAAAAAAUAAAAAACAAAAAAGCUGCGUCCGUCCGUGACGUCACCGCUUCAGACCCAGCAGCUGGACAUCACGUAAAGCGACAAAUGCUGGACCGGCAACCGGAAAAAGAUUAAUUUACCUUCAAAAUAAGAGGGGGAAGCUUUUCAUCUAAUUUUAACAACUAUUUUUUUUUACUACAAUAAGAGCAACGCUACAGCACCACUAUUUUUAAUAUUCUGGCUACUGAGAAACUAAUUGAAUAACCUAAACAAUUUUGAUUUGAAAGCUAACAUUAUAAGGGGGGGUUCGAAGAAAUAAUUUUCAAUGAAAAUGAUUGUGUUCAAAAAUAUUUAUAUUUUUUAUACUUGUGUGAUUGUGAAAGGUGUGAGCGGAAGUGCGAUCUGCUGCUGACCGGGACACACCGCUUCGCUGUCAGGCCGAACAGACGUAUUGAUCUGGCGGAAAGGAAUGGCUGCAGCAUCCUUUGUUUUCUCUGCUUCGAGGUGCAGCUGUGACGCCCGCUGACAACCUGCAGGACCUGCAAGAGAGAGAAGACAAACCUGCCGUCAACAGUCAGUAACUCUCAGGGGAGCUAAAGUUCUGCAUGAACCAAGAGGACUUCCUAAACACAGUAAACGCUGAGGAACUUUAAGGUCUGAUUGAGAUGUGAAGAGACUUUUGCUGCGCUUUUUUGAGCGAGCCAAUCCUGUGAAGGAAAUUCAAUUGGACAGUUGUAUUGUAAAGAUUGGGUGCAAAGUGAACACCUGACCUGAGGUGGAGGCUGUUUUUUCCCCCCUGGUGGUACACCAUUUUUAUUUAACCCCCUCAUUCUAUCCAUCCCCUCACUUUGUUUCAUCUUUUAUUCAGAAGUCACACACCUAGAACAGAUCUUUAGAAAUAACCCAACACAACCUAGCAUAGUCUUGUCAGAACAGACGUCUAGUAAUGAUUUAUCCUCGCAGUCACGUGAUGCACAGGUACAUGUGACUGCUGCCCCCCCACCACAAGCCCCAGCCCAGCCCUCCUUUGCGUCCCCUCGCUUCUCGCGCCAUGAGGAGGGCCAGAGGCUCCGUCUCUCUGUGAAUCUUGUCUCCACCUCGUGUCUUCAUGCUUUGGGGGUCCCCUGGUGCUCCCGCCCUCUGUCGACCUCCCUGCACCUCUUGCCACCACGGCCGGCCACCCCAGUCGCCCUGUUGCCAUGCCGACAGAGACACUGGCUCCAAACCUGCCAGAUAGCAAGGCCACCGGCCCUGCCACGCCCUUCAGCUCCACAGUACCCCUCCGCAUCCUCAACAAGGGCCCUGACUACUUCAGGAGACAGGUGGACCCUAAUCCAAAGCGCCUCAGUGCUGUUGAGAGACUAGAGGCUGAUAAGGCCAAAUAUGUCAAGAGCCAGGAAGUGAUCAAUGCCAAGCAAGAGCCUAUCAAGCCGCCCAUCCUGGCCAAGCCUACAGGCCACGCCUUUUUGCUGAAGAGAAGCUCUGGGACCGUCGGGGGAGGAAACGGGGGAGGGACACCUUUCAAAGCUUCCAACAACAAUGCAAAGUCAGACUCUUGUGCAACAAGCAGCGGCAGCAGCAAAAGGGAAAAUCUAAAUCUGGAGAUCCUAAAGAACCUGCUGAACUCCUCGUCGGCCUCGGGAGCCGGAUCCGAAGGGCUGGCGAGUGGAUCCAAGAGCGCCGUACUGAUGAGGUCAUCAGGUGGAAUAGCCAGGAGUUGGACGCCGUCUGGGAUGCCGUUAACCUACCGAUCCACGAUGACUCUCAACGAGCCCCCGCCAGACUCAGCCCCCAGCCCCAGCACCUCCCACUCCCUCAGAUCCUUCCCCCACUCUCUGAAGGUCCCCCUGACCAACAGUUGGGGACGAUGCAGCCCACAGCUAGGAGGAAACCUCAACCUCAGUAGGAGAGUCCAGGACGAGAGGGGAUACGAAGGCAUAGUCGUUGAACGUUCUCGUUCUCCACUACCGCCUCUGCUCUCCUCCCACUCGUCGUCCGACCUCCUCCGACUCUGCAACGGGAAACCGCUCCGCACCGCCCGAUCCAGCAGCUCCUCGGCUCCUCCCCUUCCUCCAAAACCCAACCCUGCUUCUCUCCCUCCCCCUGCGCUCUCCUUGUCUCUGCCCCCGCCCCGGUCAGCGUUGUCCCAAGCCCCAUGUGACAACAGCACCCCUCAGUCACUGCCCUGCCAUCUCAGAGACCCUCCCGAUGCCUCCGCCGAUGCAAGCAUGGAACUUGAACAAGGACCUAACGUGGCCCACCGCUCCUCUCUGCACAGAUCGAAGUCCGACCUAUCGGACCGCUAUGCCCGAGCUGGGGCCGACGUGGAACGCUUUUUUAACUACUGCGGCCUCGAUCCAGAGGAGCUGGAGGUGGUCGGUCUGGAGAACUUUGCACGAGCCAACUCGGACAUCGUCAGCCUGAACUUUCGAUCAGCUUCCAUGAUCUCAUCGGACUGUGACCAGUCGCGGCGGUCCUCCAAUGACGGCGUAUCAGAGGCCGACGAGGCUGAGGACGAGGAAGAGGAAGCGGGCGAGCGCGUUCCUUACGGCAUCUCAGCUGUCGAGCGAAACGCAAGAGUCAUCAAAUGGCUGUACAGCAUCAAACAGGCGCGAGAGACUCAGAAAGUCUCACACGUUUAAGAUUGGUACUUCUGUGGAGUGGAGGGUACUUGAAACCUCUGACAAUCUGUCCUGAGUGUGUGGAUCAAAUGAAGGAACCACAGUUUUAUGGCGCCAAAUUGAUGGUUCGUACAAACGGAUACGUCAUAGAAGGAAGAAAAAGAGGGACGAGAAGUAAAACAAAGUUCAAACCUGACUGGAGACGUUUGAAGAUGUAUCAAAUGAAAUCCCCCAAGUUUUACACAAAAUGAGCAACAGAAACAAAUGUAAAUACAACCGUUUAAACAAGACAGACUAAACUAUAAGUUGUUUCUCCAAGGAGGCAGAAUUGGCAGGUCUUGUCAGUUUUUUUGAAACAACGGAAAUGCCUGCAGUGCAGGCAUUCAAGUACCCAUGAAGCGAGCGGUUCAACCUGCUCCCCCUUAAGACACUUCGACUAGUCUGGCAUUUCUGUCAAGGGCAGUUCUGUGUAGCCUGUUCUUUUAUUUUUUUGUUUUGUCCUCCCGUUGUCUCAUCUGUCAAGCGACUCAAACAGUCUUCAUCUCGGAGGGCAUGGUCGACCAGUCAGAGGAAAUGAGAAAAUAUCAACGUCCCAUGUAGCAAAAACACAAAUCUAAGGUUCCUUGAGAUGUGGAAGGUUGUUCCCACUUUCUAGCAGCUUGUCAAGCAAGUUGUGUAAAAAUGCUGUUUCAUGUUUGUUUUGCACAAAGUGGGACCAGGAGUUUUUUUUUUUUUUUUUUGCAUAGUCAGCUGACCUGUAAAGUGCCAACUGGUUUUAGAGCGCAAGUUUGUGGUUCUGUGUCAAACCAAUGAGCUGGGCUCCCAUCUGCCUUGUAGCUUACGUCAUAGCCACCUCUUCACCUAUGUGUUGACUAGAACUAUUGCUUUUGACCCGUGGUGGUGUUGCAUUUUCUGCUGCAUAUUCCUACCCUUUUUUUAGUAGCUACUUCAGGGUUAACGUUUGAGCUUUUACAAAAAAAAGUCUAAUAUGUGGCUUAAGCACAUAAUUUAUCUUUUCAAAAGUGUUGACCCCUCAGACGAGGAAUUAUUUCAUAAUUGAGAGCUUAGAAACUCUUAGACCUUCCAAACGUGCUGAUGUACUUAAGUCAUAAACGUCCUGUGUCAGCUCCGACUCCUCUUAAAGAACCCGUUCUGCUGUCUAGCUUCUGGUACUGUUCUCACAAUGUGAACAACUGCACAAAAAUAUAGAAGUCAGCACCUGAUUGAGGUCCAGUUCAGAGGAGCUCCAUGAGGACUCAACACAGAAUCACGAGCCAAGCUCUAAAUUCAUUUUGACAUGAAAAUGUUCCGCAGGACUCCUGGUCUUUAUCUAUGGGUGAAGAAAGAAGAACUUCUUGACUCCAAAUGCAAAUGUUUGUGGUUUUCAUUGCAGUCCAUCGAGCCGGCAUUGAUGCAGAGUUCACACCUCGCUUGUAGCUCAUGUGACGACCAGCUAAGAAAGAGGAUUUUUGACCUGUUAACCUGCACGCCAUCACCAAUGCUGAUGCUAAGCAAAAAACAAAACUUCUGUAAGAAAAAAAAUCAACAAUAAAAGCAAAAUGAAUAAAUGCUG